Messenger RNA from Melanotaenia boesemani (Boeseman's rainbowfish), 3215 nucleotides. RefSeq names its product gamma-aminobutyric acid type A receptor subunit alpha4 (gene gabra4). Gene Ontology annotation, molecular function: GABA-gated chloride ion channel activity; benzodiazepine receptor activity; inhibitory extracellular ligand-gated monoatomic ion channel activity. Gene Ontology annotation, biological process: chloride transport; nervous system process; regulation of postsynaptic membrane potential. The transcript has 9 exons. The coding region runs from base 221 to 1891 and encodes 556 amino acids. Gene Ontology annotation, cellular component: postsynapse; GABA-A receptor complex; dendrite membrane. The record is from RefSeq and is a predicted model, not a curated record. Lineage: Eukaryota; Metazoa; Chordata; Actinopteri; Atheriniformes; Melanotaeniidae.
GCAAAAAGAGGUGACCGGUUCUGAGGGUGAAGCCGAGUGUUUGUGUGUGCUUGUGUGAGUGUGUUGCGCGUCUGGCGGAGAGACUGCAGGAGCAGGAGCGAGGCUCACAACUUCCCUCCUCUCUGCGCCGCUGUGCCCUGUCGCUCCCCCCUGUCUUUCCCCGGGACACAGGCAGCUGGCGCGGUGAGAUGUGAAGAGGCUUGAAGUAUGGCAUGCAAGGAUGGUGUCUGCCAAGAAGAAGGAGAUGGUGACAGCGACGCACCCCGCUUUGAUUCGGACCCUCUUCUACUUUUUCUGUUUGGCGACUUGUGUAAAGAAAAUCUCUGGACAGACAAGGAAAGACGAAAGGAUCUAUCCGGAGAAUUUUACGCGCAUUUUGGACCGACUUCUGGACGGCUACGACAACAGGCUGCGACCCGGAUUCGGAGGUCCUGUGACUGAGGUCAAGACUGACAUUUAUGUGACAAGUUUUGGGCCUGUCUCAGAUGUUGAAAUGGAAUACACAAUGGAUGUGUUUUUUCGCCAAACAUGGGUGGAUAGGAGACUGAAAUAUGAGGGUCCCAUUGAGAUUUUGAGGCUGAACAACCUGAUGGUGACUAAGGUGUGGACACCAGACACAUUUUUCAGGAAUGGCAAGAAGUCAGUUGCUCACAACAUGACAGCCCCCAACAGGCUGUUCCGCAUCAUGAAGAAUGGCACCAUCCUUUACACCAUGAGGUUGACUAUUAGUGCUGAGUGUCCCAUGAAGCUGGUGGAUUUCCCCAUGGAUGGACAUGCAUGCCCCCUCAAGUUUGGAAGCUAUGCCUAUCCUAAAACAGAAAUGAUUUAUACUUGGACCAAAGGGCCUCAGCAUUCAGUGGAGGUUCCUCCUGAGUCCUCCAGCCUCGUUCAGUAUGACCUCAUCGGCCAAACAGUCUCCAGUGAAACCAUUAAAUCCAUCACAGGUGAAUAUGUGGUGAUGACGGUCUACUUCCACUUGAAACGUAAAAUGGGCUACUUCAUGAUUCAGACGUAUAUCCCCUGCAUAAUGACAGUAAUCCUCUCCCAAGUGUCCUUCUGGAUAAACAAAGAAUCAGUCCCGGCACGCACAGUUUUUGGCAUCACCACCGUCCUGACCAUGACGACACUCAGCAUCAGUGCUCGCCACUCCCUCCCCAAGGUUUCAUAUGCCACUGCGAUGGACUGGUUCAUUGCCGUCUGCUUCACCUUUGUCUUCUCUGCCCUCAUCGAGUUUGCCGCCGUCAACUACUUCACCAAUGCACAGAUUGAGCGGGCCAAAAAGAAGCCUGCCAAAUGUCCCCCGGUGCCCCAAACCACGCCUGUCAAGGUGAAGGACAUAGAGGAAGUGCUGCAGCAAAAUCUUGACACCAACGGUUCCCUGAGAAAGCGGAUGAAUUAUAUUUCCCAGCAAGAGUCGAGCAGUCAGCAGAGAACCCAGUCCACCACCAACAUUUCAGGACUGGGAAGAGGAAGGCCGCUGAGACCUUUGGCUAGCGGAGCCAAUGGCAGCUCCUCCACCUUAUCCCGCUCCAGCCCCAAGUCUGAGAGUCUGCUCAGCGUGGCCUCCUCCUCCGCCCAGCUGGUGAAGAGCACGCCUCAGGCAGCCCCCUCCACGCCAGAUGUAAUGGCGGGGACGCCGUGCAAGCAGGGAGCCAACUCCUCGUCCCUGCAGCAUCUGCUGGGGCCCAAGCUAGAGCGCAUCCAGAUGAUGGGGAACAAACUGGAGCCAAGGCAGACGCCAUGCUCUCAGCCCACCACUGCUGGUAUGGGUGGAACCAGUAAAAUUGACAAAUAUGCACGGAUCCUGUUCCCAGUGUCCUUUGGUGCAUUCAACAUGGUCUACUGGGUGGUUUACUUAUCAAAGGACACCAUGGUGGCUAAAGGUGGCUAGACUAUGAUCUAGCAGCAAGAUUGAUCAUAAUUUCUCUGAAGACAUGGGAGCCAAACAAGGAUUAGAAAAGUUUGCACCCAGUAAGAAGAAACUGUUGUUUUUGCCAAACAGAUAAAUGAGCCUGUCAAGCAUUUCCUUAUUCUGGAGAACUUAUUCAGAAUACAUUUCCUUUUUUUCUUCCUAAAGUCCUGGGACAGCAAGCAUGGGAACAAACGACUAAAUUAGAAAUGCCUGACUUAACAUAGCAAAAGAACACCUGCACACUGGAAUAUUCCACUGUCCUCUUUACAUUUCAUAUUGCCUCAUCUGACUAAGAAGGUCUUCAUCGGCUUCAAACGGCCUCAUGACCCCUGUUGGCCUGCACCCAAGAUAAAGCAGUGGAUUUAGUCAUUUUCCUAUUUUUGUACCCUGCAUCUGGCGAGAUGUUUGGAUGUGCGUGUUAUCAUCCUGAACUGAUCUGCACUGACAAUGUAAAUAUAUAUACAUUAUUAAAUUACAUUAUUAAAUUACACAGAUUUACAAUGAAUGAAAAAAAUGUGACUUCCAUUUGAAUAUUAAGGUUCAUCGUGUUGGUGUGCCUGCUGAUUUGAAGAUGAAAGAUCAAAUUAUCUGAGAGCACAAAGGAAUUCUGAUGGAGGAGGAGGGACUUAACGCUACAUAAUUCAUGGAUCCUGAACAAAUAUGUGUCAAACUAAAAAGAGAUAUAGAAAGUGAAGCUUUGGUCGUGACUUGAUUGUCGUCUCUUGUACUGAACAGUCUUGUAAAGCAUCCGGAUUAACUGAUCUGAAAAGCCCAAGAUGAAAUUUGGAGAUAAAUCAGAAGGAAAGUAGUAGACAAGCUGGCAACAGUAGGGUUUAAGCUUCUUUCCUGCCAUAACGGACUACAGACAAUGAUUGUGCAAGUGAUUAAAAAAAGAUUCAUAUGAGCAAACACAGGGAACAGAAAGUAAAGCUAUUUGCUAGCAGAUCACAGGCAGGAAAAGUGCAAGCAGGUUGUUCGUUUAGGGGAAAAACACAAGAGCCGAUGCCGUCAUCCACAUGUUUUUGACUCAUAUUGCACUAUUUCACUGGGGAAUCACCGUGACCCCUCAUGAGGCCCGGGGCACACAUAGAAUAGUGCUGCUACUAAAGCAGCAACACAGCCUCAACAAAGCAGACACAUUUGCAAGGCUUUUUCAUUAUUUUCUCAGGUACCAUAUCCUGCCAGUGUUAGCCAAUGUUCAUUGCAGCUGUUGUUCAUUUUGCCACCUAGCUUUAAGGUAAUCAGCUCGCUGCCAGCAUACAUCUCUGUUUAAAGUGUUUUCCGUAAAGAGAAUUUAACAUUG